Molecule: messenger RNA, 1014 nt
Organism: Vigna umbellata (rice bean)
Lineage: Eukaryota; Viridiplantae; Streptophyta; Magnoliopsida; Fabales; Fabaceae
Source: RefSeq, a predicted model, not a curated record
AUGACUUUAUUUAAAUCCAAACUAACUUGCACACAUCAUAAUGUGGUUCUUUGGUUAUUCUCACUUGCAGGUUCACCUGCACGAACUGUUGGCUGGCGUGACCCUGGUUUCAUACAUACAAGUUUUCUAAAAAACCUUUGGCCAAACUUAGUGUAUACCUAUCGAUUAGGGCAUCUACUGUCUAACGGUUCUUAUAUUUGGAGCAAGAAAUAUUCAUUUAAGUCAUCACCUUAUCCUGGACAGGACUCACUGCAACGUGUUAUCAUAUUUGGUGACAUGGGAAAGGCCGAGCGUGAUGGUUCAAAUGAGUAUAAUGCCUAUCAACCUGGUUCGCUUAACACCACUGACCAGCUCAUCAAGGAUUUAGAAAAUAUUGACAUUGUUUUCCACAUAGGAGAUAUAACUUAUGCAAACGGAUACAUCUCGCAGUGGGACCAAUUCACUGCUCAAGUGGAGCCAAUUGCAUCAACAGUACCUUACAUGAUUGCCAGUGGUAAUCACGAACGUGAUUGGCCCAACACAGGAUCCUUUUAUGACACUACAGAUUCAGGUGGCGAAUGUGGAGUUUUGGCCCAGAACAUGUUUUUUGUUCCAGCAGACAACAGAGCAAACUUUUGGUACGCGACGGAUUAUGGCAUGUUUCACUUUUGCAUAGCUGACAGUGAACAUGAUUGGAGAGAAGGAACAGAACAAUACAAAUUCAUUGAGCAUUGCCUUGCAACAGUAGACAGACAAAAACAACCCUGGUUGAUUUUUGUGGCUCAUCGUGUGCUUGGAUAUUCUUCUAAUACUUGGUAUGCCAUGGAGGGCUCAUUUGAAGAACCCAUGGGAAGGGAAAGUUUGCAGAAACUCUGGCAGAAAUAUAAAGUAGAUAUUGCAUUUUAUGGUCAUGUCCAUAACUACGAAAGGACAUGCCCCAUAUAUCAGGUAAAGAUAAUAGCCUAAUAUGUCAUGACUUUAUUUAAAUCCAAACUAACUUGCACAGUUGAAAAGUUAAUGAUUUGUUACUUUCAU